Messenger RNA from Xyrauchen texanus (razorback sucker), 3819 nucleotides. Its product is annotated as vesicular glutamate transporter 2.2. Gene Ontology annotation, molecular function: neurotransmitter transmembrane transporter activity; L-glutamate transmembrane transporter activity. The coding region runs from base 416 to 2179 and encodes 587 amino acids. The record is from RefSeq and is a predicted model, not a curated record. Gene Ontology annotation, biological process: transmembrane transport; neurotransmitter loading into synaptic vesicle; synaptic transmission, glutamatergic. Gene Ontology annotation, cellular component: excitatory synapse; synaptic vesicle membrane. NCBI's taxonomy places the organism in Eukaryota, Metazoa, Chordata, Actinopteri, Cypriniformes, Catostomidae. The transcript has 12 exons.
GAUCUCCUGCACCUAGUGCUGUCUUCCACCUAUCCACAUUUCGGUUUCUUCUUCUUUUUUCUUUUCUUUUUUCUUUAUCUUUUUUUUUUUGUGCAUUUCCUGCCAUUUACCGGGCUUUGGCUUUUUCAAAUGUGAAUUCUGAGAUUAUAUUCUUUAUUCGCGAAAGAAUGGAAAAGCGAGCAUUAACAGAAGUCGAAGGAAAGGGAGAUUCGAAGGACAUUUCAGAGACUGUGAAAAAAUAUUUUAUUUGACUGAUUAUUAAGGAUAUAAAAACAAAAAACUUUUCUUUUUUUUCCCCCACUGUGUCAGAUAAAUACUGCUCAUUAUUCCACACUAAAGGAAUAUGCUGAAACAUCUUGCAGUCCUUUCAAAUUGAAAAUUCUCAUUAAUAUCGAGUGGAAUAUCAUUUUUGGAGAUGGAUACGAUGAAGGAUCGAGUUUUGGCCCCCGGGAAGGAGAGACUGAGGAAUCUGGCGGGGAAAACCCUGGGACACAUGCACAGGGUGAUGGAGAAGAAGCAGAAAACGGGUGAGGUUAUCGAGCUGACGGAAGAUGGGCGGCCCGCGCAGAUUCAGGAGAAAAAACCUCCUCUGUGCGACUGCACGUGCUUCGGGCUCCCGCGCCGGUAUAUCAUCGCCAUCAUGAGCGGCCUCGGCUUCUGUAUAUCCUUCGGGAUCCGCUGUAACCUCGGAGUCGCGAUCGUCGGCAUGGUCAACAACAGCACCAUUCACAAGGGUGGCAAGAUCAUCAUUAAAGAGAAAGCCAAGUUUAACUGGGACCCUGAGACGGUGGGAAUGAUCCACGGCUCAUUUUUCUGGGGAUAUAUAGUGACACAGAUUCCGGGAGGUUAUAUAUGCUCACGACUGGCGGCCAACAGAGUGUUUGGUGCUGCUAUCCUGCUUACAUCAACACUCAACAUGUUCAUCCCGUCGGCUGCACGUGUGCACUAUGGCUGUGUCAUGUUUGUGAGAAUUCUGCAGGGCCUUGUUGAAGGUGUGACCUAUCCAGCAUGCCAUGGCAUUUGGAGCAAGUGGGCUCCACCAAUGGAGAGAAGUCGCUUAGCAACCACCUCUUUUUGUGGUUCAUAUGCUGGUGCUGUGAUCGCCAUGCCAUUGGCUGGAAUAUUAGUGCAGUACUCAGGCUGGUCUUCUGUCUUCUAUAUAUACGGUUGUUUCGGGAUCCUCUGGUACAUGUUUUGGAUUCUGGUGUCGUAUGAGAGUCCAGCAGAUCAUCCCACCAUUACAGAUGAAGAGAGAACUUACAUAGAGGAGAGUAUUGGAGAAAGUGCCAAGCUACUUGGGGCAACUGAGAAAUAUAAGACGCCCUGGAGGAAGUUCUUCACCUCUAUGCCGGUCUAUGCAAUCAUUGUGGCCAAUUUCUGCAGGAGCUGGACCUUCUAUCUGCUGCUCAUUAGUCAGCCAGCAUACUUUGAGGAAGUGUUUGGCUUUGAAAUCAGUAAGGUUGGUAUGCUCUCUGCUCUGCCCCAUCUGGUUAUGACCAUCAUUGUGCCAAUCGGUGGUCAAUUGGCCGACUUCCUCCGCUGUAAAAACAUCUUGUCAACCACCACCGUCAGGAAAAUUAUGAACUGCGGAGGGUUUGGGAUGGAAGCCACUCUGCUGUUGGUGGUUGGUUUCUCUCACAGUAAAGGGAUGGCCAUCUCAUUUCUGGUGCUAGCGGUUGGGUUUAGUGGCUUUGCAAUAUCAGGUUUCAAUGUCAACCACCUUGAUAUUGCGCCCAGGUAUGCCAGUAUACUGAUGGGCAUUUCUAAUGGAGUGGGCACACUUUCUGGAAUGGUGUGCCCUCUCAUUGUAGGUGCCAUGACAAAAAAUAAGACACGCGAGGAAUGGCAGAAUGUGUUUCUGAUCGCCGCGCUGGUGCAUUACGGUGGCGUGGUGUUCUAUGGGAUUUUUGCUUCGGGAGAGAAGCAGCCGUGGGCUGAUCCAGAGGAGACCAGCGAGGAGAAGUGUGGCUUCAUAGAUGAAGAUGAGUUAGCAGAGGAGACCGGUGACAUCACAUUGAGUCACGCUCCUUUUGGAGGCCAGAGCGCUAUUGGGGGUCCCGCCAAAACAUAUGGGGCCACAACACAGCUGAAUGGGGGAUGGGCAAAAGGCUGGGAGAAAACUGAAGAAUACGUCCAGGAGGAAGCUGAGCAGAGAUAUAAAGGUGACCGGUAUUCGUAGAUAACCAUUCAGAAUCAUUCAUCACGUAAAAUAUUAUAAAAAUUACAAAAAUAAAGCUGAGAUAUUGAGUUGGAACAGUGGUAAUGUUGCAAUACCUGAAUAGAAUAAACUGUGGAAGUGAGAGACAUCUUUGUAUGGAGUACAUAAUGUAUUCAGAGAGCAAAAUAUUAAUAAGAAAAUACUCCUAAUUAUAUAGAAAUCAUAUUAUGGAGUAUAGAAAGAAUAUAAAGACUAUGUAAAUGUUUCUUUAAAAAGAAAAGAUAUUUAUGUUCAAAUAUUACAGCAUUUAAGCAACUGACAAUAUUUAAUAGCACAGACAUAUCUGUAAUCAAAGCACAGGUCUUGGCAUGUUUCAGGGUUUAGACCAGUUUUGCUUUAGUUUACUGUAGUCUACUGAAUUAAUUCAGUAGAUGAGUACUUACAUAGAGUUUAAAAGGUCAAAACCAAUUAGAGAAGAUGAGUAGAUUGUAGUAUUGUUCAAAAGAGACAAAUGUUUCACAUGGACGUUUUUUGUUCCUCUGGUUUACAGAGCUCUUGCCAUUGACCUUACAGAAAAUAUGCAAAUUAGGAUUAUGUAACAAUACUAUAUAAAUGUAAACCUACAAAGAGUGCUGUUUAACAUGAUGUACUUGUACUAUAUUAUGAACCUGUCCCUUUAUUUGGGACAAAAACCUAGAAGAUAGAGCAAAUAGAAGUUAACCAACUACUGUAAAUGGUACAGAGAGAAUCUAAAAUAGCACAAACAUAAUAUAACUGAUAUAUCUGAAUAUUGAUGUGUAUUUAAAAAAGUGUGAAAUUUAUUGAUACCUUUAAAUGUCCUAAAAGUACACUUGAGAACUUUUUGAAGUGCCAUUUUGUAUAAAUUGUGGCACAAAGCAAAUUUAAUUCAGCUAUUUACAUCAACAAUACAUUUAAGUGUGUGAUACUUUAUUGUUUGGCAAUACAGUCGUGUGUUUUCAGUGGUAUUAAGCUGGUCUUCAUCUAAAACGUUCCAUUUUAGCCAACAUAUAAUGACAAACCUGACAUUUUCUAAUAUACUUUGAAUGCACUGACAUGUUGUUAUUCUGAAAAAUAGUUGUUUCUAUCUUAUGUGUUUGACAUAGAUUUAUCGUUUCUGUGAGACAGUUAGUGAUUUCUAUGCUUAUUGUUCUUAUUGGGCCAUAUUUAUCAAAGACUGUCAGUGUGGAUGUCAGUUUAGGACGUAUAUUGUGAUAUCAGAAAGGACAUUCCAUAUUUAUGGUUGAAUCCUGCUUAAGGAUUUGUUGAUCACUGCAAUGUAUUUAAAUGUUGCCAUGCAAAAUGUAUGUAAUGUGUGUGAAAAUGUUGAUGGGUGUAUCUCACGCAACCUUUCAAGAAAAUGCCUAGGUCAGACUUCAACAAAAGAAAUGAUAUUUUGUAUAAACAUUAAACCUUCUCUUUAUUCUCAGUACCUUAAUACAAAAAAGUAUCAUUCUAGUCACUGAAAUCUAAAGGAAACAAUUAUGUUAUUUAAAUCGUUAAAGGGAUAGUUCCCCCAAAAUGAAAAUACUGUCAUUGUUUACUCACCCCUGUGUUGUUAUAAUCCUAUAUUACUUUCUUACUUUUUCUUAACACAAAGGGAGAAUUUUUGAAAAGUUUGUGCUCAGUUUGUGUACAGUGGU